AUGAUUGAUAAUGGGAAUUUGGUGCUUCUUACACAAAGUGUGCCUUCCAAUUCAGAUUAUGAUAAUGAGUACUAUAACAGUGGAACUUUUGACACAACAAAUGCAACAAAUUCUGGGGAUAAGUUAGUUUUCGAAGAGAAUGGCAUGAUGUACGUAUUGAAGCGAAACAAUCAAAGGCAAAUUCUUACUCCCCUAUCCAUUCCUUCAGCUUCGCAAAAUUAUCAUUGCGUGACUCUUAACUUUGAUGGAGUUCUUAGUCAUUAUUAUCAUUCACGGAUUUCUAAUAGUAGUGGCUGGAAUAUUAUGUGGUCUCAAACGAACAAUAUAUGCAUCGAAAUUGAUGGAGAGAGAGGCCCCGGGGCUUGUGGUUACAACAAUGUAUGCAAUCUUGGUACAAAUCAAAGACCAAUUUGUAACUGUCCACAAGGAUAUUCACUAGUUGAUUUGAAUGAUGCUUAUGGCCACUGCAAACCAGAUUUUUCUAUAAGUUGUGAUGAAGUUGGGAAGGGUCCACACGAAGAUUCUUACAGUAUUAUCACGAUUCGUGAUACUGGUUGGCCUAAAUCAGGCUUUCAGAAAAUUAGCCCUUCAACUGAACAAGACUGGCAAAGUGCUUGUUUGCAUGAUUGUUUUUGUGCUGUUGCCACUUAUACAAGCAAUAGCUGCUGGAAAAACAACCUGCCCUUGUGGAAUGGAAGAAUAGACACCAGUCUGAAUUUAAAAGCUUUUAUGAAAAUAAGGAAAGGUGGUGUUCCUCCUCUAAGCCCUGGUCUUCCAAAUCCAGGAUCUUGUCAAAGCAAAAAUUGGCGAAAUUGGGCAAUUAUGGCGUCCACACUCUUAGGAAGCUCUGUGUUGGGAUUUGAUUUAAAUUGGAUGAAGAUAGAGAAGGUUUUUCAGUUUUUUUUUUGUAUAACCAAAAACAGUUACUGCAUUAUCAUAAGCAAAACAAAAAGUACUUAUGCCGGAGGAGGCAAAAUUGCAAUUUACAAAGGAGUAGAGUAUGCCGUUAUAAGCAAAGUACUGAACAAGUAUGCCGGAGAAGGCAAUACUUCUGUUUAG
Lycium ferocissimum is the source of this 1059-nucleotide messenger RNA. RefSeq names its product G-type lectin S-receptor-like serine/threonine-protein kinase LECRK2. The transcript is spliced from 2 exons. The record is from RefSeq and is a predicted model, not a curated record. NCBI's taxonomy places the organism in Eukaryota, Viridiplantae, Streptophyta, Magnoliopsida, Solanales, Solanaceae. Bases 1 to 1059 code for a protein of 352 amino acids.